Molecule: messenger RNA, 1134 nt
Organism: Saccoglossus kowalevskii
Lineage: Eukaryota; Metazoa; Hemichordata; Enteropneusta; Harrimaniidae
Product: prokineticin receptor 2-like
Biological process (GO): G protein-coupled receptor signaling pathway
Cellular component (GO): neuron projection; plasma membrane
Molecular function (GO): neuropeptide binding; neuropeptide Y receptor activity
Source: RefSeq, a predicted model, not a curated record
AUGGAUGUGCAGCAGGCAUACGCGUUAUUUAACAGUAGUGCAUUUAAUCAUGCUGAUUGGCGUUUGCCGGAUUUUGAUGACUUGUACGGAAAUUACUACUAUGGAGAAUACAACAAUCUGCCGGUAGUUCCUACCGCUGCUAAAAUCGUACUUACAGUCAUAUUCGUACUCAUAUUUUUGGUGUGUGGCUUUGGAAACAGCCUUCUUUGCUUCACGAUCUUUCGCCUGAAACGACUACGCACGGUGACCAAUCUGUUUAUUGCUAGCCUAGCUGUGUCCGACGCACUGGUAGCCAUCAUCUGUGCACCGUUGACCCUGUAUUACUACCUUGAACAGAACUGGAUAUUUGGAUCUAUAUUGUGCACCAUUGUUGGCACGGUAAAAGUUGUUUCUCUCAAUGUCUCUGUCAACACGUUGUUGGUAAUAGCGAUGGAAAGAUAUUACGUCAUUUACCACCCACUAACCCCGAGACUGCAGAAGUGUGCUGUUGUUAUCAUCAUAGUUUCUAUAUGGGUGGUCUCGUUAUUGGUGUCUCUACCAACCCCGUUAUAUACAGUGGUAUCAUCUGGAUUUGACAUAAACGGCAACCUAUUACAGUACUGUGGCGAGUUUUGGGAACAUUUACACUCGGCGCAGGCAUAUAUUGUGUUUCUCUGUGUUUUCGAGUACCUUAUUCCGAUGACAAUCAUGACCAUGGCAUACGUGAGCAUCGUGCGUAAAGUGUGGUUCCGCCAUGCUCCUGGCGAAAGUGUUGCUCUGCGAACGCGACAGCAACAGCGUGAUUUCAGAUUUAAUAACAAUAAGAAGAAGACCAUUCGAAUGCUGAUAACGGUGGUGAUCUCAUUUGGAAUUUGCUGGGGUCCUUACCACGCUUACAACGUCACUAUCAAUUUUUACCAAGACGUUCUAUUUUUCAAAAAGAACAACAUGACGCUUUUCUACAUAGUGGAAGUCAUUGCCAUGUCCAACUGUAUAUUGAAUACGAUUGUGUACUUUCUGAUGAAUGAGACUUAUCGAAAAGAGACGAUGAUUUUAAUUGCUUAUAUACCUGGCUUUAAACGAUUCGUUAAUGGGGCUAAUAUUAUGACAAUGAACACAGCACAGAGUACGUUCACAAUUCGUCCGAGGAUGUAG